AUGACAAGAUCCCGAUCUUCAUUGGGUUCCGUUCAUCCCAUCUCAUCGCCAAACCAAAAAAUAUUAGCCAUCAGACGUGAAGAUGCAUCGGUAUGGGAAAGGAGGGCCCCUUUGGCACCCCUUCACGUCAGACAACUGGUUAAGAAAGGAGUGAAAGUAAUAGUACAGCCAUCAAACAGGAGAGCAUAUCCACUGCAAGCCUAUGUUCAGGCGGGAGCUGUCAUACAAGAGGACAUACUUUGGCACCCCUUCACACAACUGGUUAAGAAAGGAGUGAAAGUGAUAGUACAGCCAUCAAACAGGAGAGCAUAUCCACUGCAAGCCUAUGUUCAGGCGGGAGCUGUCAUACAAGAGGACAUUAACGAAGCGCCGGUCAUUAUCGGUGUAAAACAAGUGCCAAUCGAUUCAUUACUGCCUAACAAGACGUAUGCCUUUUUCUCGCACACUAUCAAAGCUCAAGAGGCAAAUAUGUCUCUUCUCGACGCCAUUCUCGACAGAAAUAUUCGACUUAUCGAUUACGAGAAAAUGGUUGACAACUCUCAACGAGUGGUGGCUUUCGGGCGAUUCGCGGGAAUCGCGGGAAUGAUUGAUAUAAUGCACGGAUUGGGACUCAGACUGUUAGCACUGGGCCAUCACACGCCGUUCAUGCAUAUCGGACCCGCACACAACUACCGCAACAGCGGAAUGGCUAAGCAGGCCAUUCGGGACACCGGUUAUGAGAUAGCGUUGGCAAUGAUGCCCCGCUCUAUCGGUCCGCUCACUUUCAUAUUCACGGGCUCUGGCAAUGUAUCGCAAGGAGCGCAGGUUCUCAACGGCAUACUUAUGCACCUGCAGUUCCUAAACCCUUUUCACCACGGCGGCGCCUUUGAUCCCGUAGAGGCAGACCAACACCCGGAGAGGUAUUACUCAAACUUCGCCACACAUAUCGCACCUCACGCUUCGGUCAUUAUAAACGGCAUCUAUUGGUCGCCAAACUCUCCCAAACUAAUGACAAUACCGGACGCCAAGCGUCUACUUCAGCCCCAAUACACGCCAUGGCUGCCCAUAUCUGUGGGAUCGCCAGCACUGCCGCACCGAUUGAUAGCUAUUUGUGACAUCAGUGCAGAUCCGGGCGGUUCUGUUGAAUUCAUGACUGAAUGCACAACAAUUGAUAAUCCGUUUUGUUUAUACGACGCCGACUAUAAUAAACACAGCACUGACUUCGCAGGUCCGGGGGUUCUGGUCUGCUCUAUAGAUAAUAUGCCGACUCAACUGCCAUUAGAGGCGACACAAUCUUUUGGUGAUCUAUUGAAGCCAUACAUUGAAGACAUUGUGAGUUCGGACGCAACGGAACCGUUCGACAGGACAUCCUUCAGUCCAGUGGUGAAGAACGCGUGCAUAACCAGCAACGGUAGCCUUACUCCCAAUUUUGAGUAUAUCAUGGAUUUGAGACAAAAGAAGGCGUCAGUCGUGUCCACCAAAAAGAGAUCGUCGCUCGACAAACAUGUGUUAGUGUUGGGCGCCGGCUAUGUGUCCGCCCCUCUCGUCGAGAUACUCACCCGAAAUCCCAACAUUGAUGUAACGGUUGCCGCAGAUUUACAGGGACCGGGCGAUGAACUGGUACGGAGAGCCAAUCGACCCAACGCUCACUCCAUUGUCAUCGAUGUGACCAAAAACAGCGAACACUUGGAUAAAGCGAUCGAAGAGUCAGAUCUAGUGGUGAGUCUUCUUCCGUACGCAUUGCACCCGAAGAUAGCGGAGAAGUGUAUCCGCUUUAAGACAAAUAACCAAUGGCGGUCAAUAUGCUGUGGCUUGCUUCACCCAGAGCUAGGCCCGUAUCUAGUGGACAACCGGUACCUCACCUUUGACCAUGUUCACUCCAAUGGCGGCAAAAUUACUUCAUUCGUCUCGUAUUGCGGAGGAAUACCAGUGCCCGAGAAUGCGGACAAUCCAUUGCGGUAUAAGUUUAGUUGGAAUCCGAAAGGAGUUAUCCUGAAUAGUGUUGCGGCAGCGAAAUGGAUACAAAACAAUGAAGUAAUGGAAAUACCGGCCGGCGGUGCGCUUAUGGACAACACCACUGAUAUUGACUUUUUGCACGGAUAUAAUCUCGAAGGCUAUCCCAACAGAGACUCCACUCAAUAUAGGGAUAUAUACGGCAUAUCAUCCGCAAAGACAGUACUUCGAGGAACUUUGAGAUACAAAGGAUUUUGUGAUGUGAUGAAAGGGUUGCACAUGAUGAAUUUGUUGGACUUAGAGCCUCAUUCAUCACUGCAUCCUAAGGGACCGGAGAUAACGUGGAAACAGUUUAUGACACUUCAAUUGGGACAUCAGGACGAUAUGCUUCUCUCAAACCUCAAGAAUCUGCUCUUCGAGAGAGUGGGAAACGAGAACAGAGUGGACGCCAUCGAGAAGUUGGGCCUUUUGGCGGAGGAACCGAUCGCCAAACUAAACACACCCAUCGAUACAAUCACACACUUCUUGGCCAACAAACUGUCGUACAGUCAGAACGAGAGGGAUAUCAUAAUAAUGAGACACAAUAUCGGUAUUGAAUGGCCGGACGGAAAACAGGAAGAGAAACACAUUAAUUUCGUAGUCUAUGGCGACCCCAACGGGUAUUCAGCGAUGGCUAAGACAGUAGGACUUCCGGCGGGAAUCGCAGCCAAUAUGGUAUUGAACGGCGAAAUACAGACGAAGGGAGUGAUAGCGCCCAUGACUUCCGAAAUAUAUCACCCGAUGCUUAUGAGACUCCACGACGAGGGCAUCCACUCUAACGAAACAUCGACCAAAUUAUAAGUUUAUUUAUUUUUAUUUAAUGCAAAAUAAAUUGAUUAUAAAUACCAAUUGAAA
Messenger RNA from Medioppia subpectinata, 2826 nucleotides. NCBI's taxonomy places the organism in Eukaryota, Metazoa, Arthropoda, Arachnida, Sarcoptiformes, Oppiidae. The record is from the annotation of a GenBank genome assembly.